Phoenix dactylifera (date palm) is the source of this 1776-nucleotide messenger RNA. Its product is annotated as metal tolerance protein 4-like. Gene Ontology annotation, cellular component: membrane. Gene Ontology annotation, molecular function: manganese ion transmembrane transporter activity. Lineage: Eukaryota; Viridiplantae; Streptophyta; Magnoliopsida; Arecales; Arecaceae. Gene Ontology annotation, biological process: transmembrane transport; monoatomic cation transport. The record is from RefSeq and is a predicted model, not a curated record.
GAACAUAAGAAGCGCGCCUCCAUGCAGUAGGUUUCCUCUUUCUCUCUCCUCUUACUCUUAUCCUUCUCUUCUUUGGAAUUUUCCUCCCCUGUAAGAAUGAAAUCUUUGGAGCCUUCUUCGGCUCGGAAAAUUUCUUAGGGCCAGAGAGAGAGAAAGAGAGGAUGGAAGAAGGGGCGGAAGAGAGGGCGCCGUUGUUGGAGGGCUGGGUGGCCGCCGGCGGCGGGGGGGCGGCAGAGAACCGGGGACGGAGAAAUAAUGUAAACUCAAUGCGAGGGGUGUUCAUGGCGAGGUUGCCGGAGAAGGUGAAGCAGGGGGUCGACCCGGAGAAUCCCUUCCAAAUCGAUGUCUCCCGGAUGAAAGGCUUGAGGGAUGGAGAGAGAGAAUACUAUGAAAAACAGUUUGCUACACUUAGAUCUUUUGAGGAAGUUGAGACUAUAAAUAUUCCCAAUGAAUACAACAGCGAUCAAGAUCUUCAGGAGCAAGCCCAAAGUGAAUCUGCAAUGAGAAUAUCAAAUUAUGCAAAUAUUGCUCUGUUGGCACUAAAGAUUUAUGCUACUAUAAGAAGUGGAUCCAUUGCUAUUGCUGCUUCAACACUUGAUUCCCUGUUGGAUCUUAUGGCCGGUGGAAUUCUUUGGUUUACUCAUCUAUCAAUGAAGCAUAUAAAUAUUUACAAAUACCCAAUUGGCAAGUUGCGCGUGCAGCCAGUAGGCAUCAUUAUAUUUGCUGCCGUCAUGGCUACAUUAGGAUUUCAAGUUCUAGUUCAAGCCCUUGAACGCUUGAUAGAAAAUGAAGCACCUGAGAAAAUGUCCCGUGCGCAACUUGUGUGGCUCUACUCAAUCAUGCUGUCUGCCACUGUGGUAAAACUAGCUCUCUGGCUUUAUUGCAGAACCUCAGGGAACAAGAUAGUCCGGGCCUAUGCUCAGGACCACUAUUUUGAUGUUGUAACCAAUAUUCUGGGCUUGGCUGCUGCUGUUCUUGGCGAUAACUUUUAUUGGUGGAUGGACCCUACUGGGGCAAUUGUCCUUGCAAUUUAUACAAUUUUAAAUUGGUCUGGUACUGUUUGGGAAAAUGCAGUUUCACUGGUUGGUCAAUCAGCUCCUCCAGAGGUGUUGCAGAAAUUGACGUAUCUUGUUCUAAGGCAUGAUCCUCAAAUUAAACGUGUUGACACAGUUCGAGCUUAUACUUUCGGAGUCCUCUACUUUGUGGAGGUUGACAUUGAACUUCCAGAAGAUUUGCCUUUGAAAGAAGCACAUUGCAUAGGAGAAUCGCUACAGAUAAAGAUUGAGGAACUUCCAGAAGUCGAACGGGCAUUUGUGCAUCUUGAUUUUGAAUGCAGCCACAAGCCAGAGCAUUCUAUUCUUGUCAAGCUGCCCAGCAGACAGCCUUGAGCUCCAAGCAUUGCUUAUUUUUAGCUGUCUUUUAAUUCUACACAUCAUAGUGGGACGUCCAACCCAUUAACCAGAGAUGAAGGUGCGCGUACGUGAAAGGUUCUUCAUUAAUCAAAUUUCAGCUGUUUGAAGCCAAUGCUAAUUAAUUUCACCAGCUUGGUUGUAGUGUGUUAUUCUAAAAGGUUAAGCAAGACUAGAAGUUUUCGGAAUGAGAACAUGCGUAUAAAGACUACGUCAUCUGAUCUUCAAUAUUGUAUGUCGUAAGUCGGAAGGUUUUAAUGAUAACCAUGUUUGAUUUGUACUGAGAUUAAACGUCCUCUGAGGACUGACAGAUCUCUUUUGAGUUUUGAAAUAUAGAGCCCACAAUUCUCAAUUGUUCUGCAUCUAA